UGUUAGGUUAGGUCAGCUACAUUAUAAAUACUUUAAAACUAAACAACCAUUAAAAUUAAUUUUAUUAUUUUUAAUGUCCGUUCAGUUUCAAAGUAUUUAUAAUGUAGCUGACCUGACCUACCUUUCCUCUGAAGCCUUUUUCCCAGCCUUUACACCCCUGAUCGUUUUCAUAAAUCCAACUAACCCUUCCACCCACCUCUCAUCCUGCAGAUGGCAUGUGCGUUUUUCCCGUACCUGUCGUCUCUCGAUCCUCACACGAGUGACCCCUCUACCUUCAGAAACUCCCAGGUUUCCUGCACAGCUUACUAUAGCUUCAGCCUGACCAACUUCGUCUCAGCUUUAUCAGUGUUUUUUUCAAUUCUCUUUGAAAAUACUAGUGGAAAAAAAUGCCUCAAGAGCUACAGGUGCUACAGUGCUAUUCAUGCGAGACGUUUCAGGUACACAUUGUGAAGAAAAGUACCAAUAAAUGGCAGUGUAAAAUGUGCAGUGAAAAGCAAUCAGUUAAGCAGGUAUAUGGCAGAGGUAGCGGGAAAGAUUGCCGUGUUCACGUGCAAAAGUUAAAUGAUUUGCGCAGACAAAAGGCAGAGUACACAAGUUUUUCAACUGAAAACAUGGAACGUUGCCCUGAGUCUGAACAAGUAUGUAAGGAAACACCGGUUAAAGCAUGUGGAGGCGACAUUUUGUCUGUCCAAGGCAAAGUGGAACCACUGAAUAGCAAGUGGAGUAAAUUUAUAAGCAAUACUUCAAGCACUGAACCAUCUGAAACUGUUACAUCUCCAUCAAAAACUUCUCUGCAGGAAAUAAAUGCUGGGCAAAAUUUCAGACACUUGCCUUUUGGCAUAAUUUCAUCAAAUAAUUGUACGAAUACAAAAUUGAAUAAAUUUUUACAUACUGAGACUGUAACUACUCCACAAAAUGAAGCUGGAAAGCAGAACUGUAGCAAGUAUCCCAGAAGUCCUGUUCCAUCGAACUGUGGAAAAACCAGUGGCAGUUUAAAUCUUUUAAGUGACAUUAAAGAGAGAAGUUUAUCAAGUAAUACAGAGCAAGAUGCUUUACCUGAACAGAAUGUUAGUACACAGAAAGGCAGCAUGAAUAAGAGAACGUGGAGCAAUAGCUUUGGGCAAGACCUGCACCGGGGAAGUUUUCUAGGAAGUGCUUCCUCACAAUGUGGAUCCAAAGCAGUUCCAGAAUCAGGAGACACUCCAGACUGUGCGCGUUAUGAUUUUCUCACUGGCAGCAUCAAUGUACGGAAAGACACAAAGAGAAGUUGUCGGUUUCCAGGCGAGAUAAAACUACCGCUUAAUGACGCCAGCAACAAAAAAAUGUGUUCUGUUUUGAAGCAGGGCAAAACAGUUUUGGAUUUCGAUGACACUGAAUUUGAUGAAAUGCUAAAAUUCUAAGGGCGUAACACCAAAAAUCAUUGUGUGGAUGCGGCAAGUUUACUACUGCAGUUUAAAAAAUAGGGAGUCUCUCUUCCUCAAUCCUCUCUGAAAAUAUCUCUCCAAUGCCUCACCACCAUGCAUUUGAAUAAUUUUCAGUAUUAAUAGUGUAAUGAUGAUGGUUCAUGUACAAACUGAGUACCUACUAUUUAUCUGUAUGUUUACUGCAAGAGUGCAAUAAGUUAAAACACUGGAGCAUAAUAAUUAAACCAUAAGAGGUCACUCCAUGUUACUUUAAUACUGGGCACAAUUUACUAUUUGGAACUGUAGUUUAACACACCUUAGUAAUUAUUAUAUUUUACACUAAAUAUUACCACACCCUCAAAGUUGAUCAAAUAAUACUGAAUAAAUAUAUAUAAUAAAAAUUAUAAGUAGGUAUACAUAUUAACAUACUAAAUGUGGUGCAUUAUGGUUUAAGUAUUCCAAUCUUUCUUACUAUGGAAUUCUUUCUGCACAAAGUUAUAGUUUGAAUUAAAUUUAAUAAUGUUAAAAUAAGAUGUACAAUUGAUUAGAUGUAUUGAUUAUAUUUAAUUUAUACAUAUUUUAUACCUUUGUGUGGUUUGAUACUUCUAGUGUACUACAAUAUUAUUUGUCAAUCCUUUUUUUUUUUAUAAAGUCUUUGUGUUUUUCAUUAGUAACUAUGAUGUUUUUCGUGAAUAGCUUACAUAUAUAGUGUAAAAAUUAAACUUUUAUAUUUAUUAUAGUUAAUUCACUUUUCUAAAUACAAUAUAACCUCAUUUCUAUGUACCUGGGAUUUACGAAUUCCUGUGAUUAACACAUUUUACUUGCAUCGUCAUUUUCCAUAAAGGCCAAAAAAAUAUAUAUAUCUGUAGCACAAAAAGAAAUUCAGAAAAUCUACUCCAUUUUAGCUUCAAAGCACAGCACUCCAUAGGUCAAAAUUAAGCCGGCAGGUUAAAUAUAUUAAGCUAUUGGCUCAGGGUAAGUAUGAAAUCAUUGGACUCAUUUUAACGAGUAUCACAAUUGUUUUCAUCACUGCCAAUUAGCUUCACUAGACUUUCUUCACUAGCAACAUCACAGCUUUAACUCUGCAAGAUCUUCUCUGGGAUAAAUGUUUAGUCAAUAACUACACGUCUUUAAUAAAAUAUUUUUUUUUUUUAAAUUUCUGACUUAAAAUUUUGUUUUUGUUCAAGGAGACACAAAAAUUCUAGUGGUGACUUUAACUUUUGAAGUGUGUACUCUUUUUCACAGUGGCCAAUGUCAUGGCAAACAAAAUUCCAAGCUUGUAUAGUUAUUUCUAAGAACUGUCAUGUUACUAUGUUAAAAUAAAAAUAUAAUCAUGUUGGUUAUAUCAGAGCUAAAAAAAAAAUUAACUUAUUUAAUACCCAUAAUUACAUUUUAAAAAAAUAUUUAUGACUAUAUUACUUCUGUGACUAAAAUGUGUUUUUCGUUUACAUAAUUUGCCAUCACCCGUGGUCUGUGUAUUUGAGACCCAGGGUGAGCCUAAUGUGAGUUGGCGAGAAUGAAUUUAAACAUUGUUCCGGGAGGGCACCAGGCUGGCUCUUGCCGCUAACCGAUGAUGUUACGUGAGUCGUCGGCCCCAGCGUGCCCCACUAGGCUCGGUGGCUGAGGUGAAGCUGAAAAACUUCACUAAAUGAGCAGACUGGGAAAAACAUGGCUUUAUUGCUGUUUGUGCUGGCAGCGGUACACUGUGCAGAAUACUUUCCAUGAAGACAAUAUGAAACAACAUACAAAUUGAACAAGUUACAGUUCACUUUAUGCACUUGCGGUACACUGUAAAGUUUGUGACUGGCGAAGUAAAAAUACACACGACAAGAAAGGGAAUUAUACAUUAAUGAUGUUAUUGAGUGAAAAUACUCAUGUUGCACUAAACGUUUACUUGAGAUGACAACAGUCUGCACGGGUAUUUACGCAGCGGGUGCAGUUAAUGAUGGCCGGAUUAAGCCAUGCACCACAAAUGGACCCGGGACACGUGGACGGGAAAUGCAAGAAGGCUUAGGAUGAAAACUUAUAGUUACCAGAAUACUGUAGCCAAUAAGAAUAACUGUGAUGGCCCCAGCGGGACGAUGCAUCAGCCCCGGACCGUGGCCGGUUCAAGACUGAAGACUGCCGCAAGGUGGCAGAGGCAAGAAGAGGGGGUUACGUAGCCAUGUCCUACCAAACCUCAUAAAAAAGAACUAAAACUAACCAUGUGAAACUUAAAUGACCUAACACUUCACAUGUCCCUUUGACUUUAGGAAAACACAAUUAACAGUAUGGAUUAACUUAAAAGAAUAAUUAUGGGCAAACACAGACACACACACUGCCCUUAUUAACAAUGGCUUCUCUGACUCAUGCGGUCUGGUUGGAGGAUGCAUUACGCCAGCGGGGGAAAAGGACUUGAGGGGUGCAGGCGGUACAACGUCAAAUUUAAUAGUACAGGUAGACAAGCAUGGCCUUUUUACUUUAGGGUGGGAUUCAAUCAGUAUAGACAUUGGAUUUUCAGGAGCAACAGAACAGCAUUGAAAUUGUCACUUAACUUGGUGUACAGAAAAAAUAUACUAUUAAAAUGUGCAUGUUUAUAAGUCUUACAGAAACCAUCCACAUUAUUAGUCCAAUGAUUUUAAGUUCAUAAAAAAAAUUGAUACAAAGAAAAAUAAUGAACACAUAAUGGGAAUAUAAAAAAAACAUAUCAUGCCCUAUUCUUCUUCAAAUAUUAGUGAAGAAUGACUAACUCAUUUUUUGCUUAAAGCCUGAGUAACAAUAGCCUGUAACGGCCAUCCAUCAGCUGCCGAGUGAUUUACAACGUAGAGUAAAUAACUGUACACUAGAAAGGUAACGGCAUUGUUACUCUGUGAGUGCUUAUUUUUUUUGGGCUCUCCAAUGCUCCAACAUAGGUAAAAGAAAUUCUCCCAAAUAAAUAUUACUGUUGACAUCACUGUCUCCAGCAAUUGAGCUAGGUCACAAGCAAUAGUGUUGCUCUAUUUGGCAUUUAGAGCUAGGUACUACAGCUUCAUGAAUGGUGGGAUAUUGAAAUUAAACUUUUGACGUCGACCGGGGCUACGCCCUCCCUAAGCCCGAUGUGCCUCACGCCGUCGCCACCCCUCUCCUCCCACCACCACCCUCUAUUCAAACCUCCCGCCCCGUGCGUGUGUGUGUGUGUGUGUGUUGGGCGCCCGGCAAGAGGCGGUGUUAGAGUCUGUGCGACGACCCCUUUCUUUUAUCAAAAUAAACAUAAUGUAUAAACCUUUUUAUGUAAUAAAAUAUCCCUAAUUGUCACGCCUCAAGUUUUAGUAAGGACGGCACAGCGCCCCAUGCGGGCAUCCGCAGAACUAACCGCCAAUAGUUUUUAAACUUUAAUAAGGAAUAACACCAUAACUAAAAGUUGUUAAUUAUAAAUAAGUGUACUUAAAUUUUGUUUUUUAAAUAAUAUUUGUUUGAUUAAGUAUGUUACCGGAUGGCUACCUGGUAACAUAACAGGAACUUAACACUUCCCGGAGGCCAUGAUGCCCUGGUCUCGUCAGUCUGUUUCCGUUCGCCGCCUGGAGUAGGAGCAGCCCGCGCACUUCGUCGACUUCAUCUCUUUUGUUUACUGAUCCAUUAGUUUCCGUCGCAUCUUUAAAUAAAUCUGAAACCUUUUAAUUUCUUAGAGGCCUGCUCCAGGUGGUAGACUCUUUCGCAUAAAUAUUUGUUUUCCGUUUAAGGAUAUUUCGUACGCGUAAUACGUGAUUGACUCUCGAGGCCAGGCCACGCGGUGACCUGGUCAGCAUAUAAACUGGUUAGCACCCGCAACGGUGUUUUUUUAGUACUUUAUGUAAAACUCUUUUAACAUUUUUGUAACGUGCCAUGUAAUAAAAUCGCUGGUAAUAAAGUUACUAACUCAGAA
Bacillus rossius redtenbacheri is the source of this 5283-nucleotide messenger RNA. RefSeq lists its product as uncharacterized. Gene Ontology annotation, molecular function: chromatin binding. The transcript is spliced from 5 exons. Gene Ontology annotation, cellular component: nucleus. The record is from RefSeq and is a predicted model, not a curated record. The coding region runs from base 387 to 1400 and encodes 337 amino acids. Lineage: Eukaryota; Metazoa; Arthropoda; Insecta; Phasmatodea; Bacillidae. Gene Ontology annotation, biological process: mitotic G2 DNA damage checkpoint signaling.